GGAAACGGGGUGCCAACGACCGGAGAAAGUAAAAACACAGCAACUAAAACGCACGCCUUCUUCGCUCGGUCCACGCAGCCCAGUUCCUCGGUAGCCACACCCGCUAUCGUUCAGUCUGGAGCGAGAAAACUAACCGUUCCCCUCUCUUCGCGUUGGAUAAACCGCGACUUCCGGCCCGCCCCCGGGACCGGAAGUGCCAGGAGCUUCCCCCACUUCGAUCGCCUCGGACACUGGACUCACGCAGGGCAACCUGGUUCCCUAUUCCGGGACGGAAUUAAACAGUCACCAUGUCGAGCAAAAAGGCAAAGACGAAGACCACCAAGAAGCGCCCUCAGCGCGCAACAUCCAACGUGUUUGCCAUGUUUGACCAGUCACAGAUUCAGGAGUUCAAAGAGGCCUUCAACAUGAUCGAUCAGAACAGAGAUGGUUUUAUCGACAAGGAAGAUUUGCACGAUAUGCUUGCUUCUCUGGGAAAGAAUCCAACGGAUGCAUACCUUGAAGCCAUGAUGAAUGAGGCUCCAGGGCCCAUAAAUUUCACCAUGUUCCUCACUAUGUUUGGUGAGAAGUUAAAUGGCACAGACCCAGAGGAUGUCAUCCGAAAUGCUUUUGCUUGCUUUGAUGAAGAAGCAACAGGCACCAUCCAGGAGGAUUACCUUAGAGAGCUGCUGACAACCAUGGGGGAUCGGUUUACAGACGAGGAAGUGGACGAGCUGUACAGAGAAGCGCCCAUCGACAAAAAGGGGAACUUCAACUACAUUGAGUUCACACGCAUCCUUAAACACGGAGCAAAGGACAAGGAUGACUGAAAGAACUUCAGCUAAAACCUUCCAAUUACUUUGUCUUACUCUAUUUUAUUUCUAAGACACUUUCCCCCACCUUCAUAGCACCUUUUGCCUUUUGCAUGCAUUUAGCUUCACAGCUUUGUCUUUUUUUUUUUUUUUUUUUUGUCUUUUGAGGUAUUUAUUCCAGACCUUUCUGCCACUUAGCACUUGUAUAAUCAGACUGGAAAUGGGGAUUGAGGUUGUAAGUUGUGUUGAAAAAGAGAUCGCGAAUAAAAAUCAACAAAUGUGAAAGCCCAGGAAAAUAUAUCCAUACUUCUGGUUUUGCUGGAUUUUUACAUUUUUAUAUAAUAAAAAUGCUAUUUUGAAAUAAAGAUUAUGCUGACUCAAAUGGAAUAUAAUGGCAAGUUAAACCAGUGGAUGGUAGUUGGUGGUAGUUCUUCUAGGUUUUCAACUUCAUAUUAUUCAGAUUUCGUGGUAAAAUUGAUUUUUCACAUAUAUGGAACCGUGUUCUUCAGAACUUUUAAGUACAAUUUAACAUCAUUAUACAAUAAAAACUAGUUAUGUCUUCAUUUUUUCCCACACUGCUAGUAAGUCAGAUGUUUGAACUACUGAAUGAUAAAUAUAGAACAUAUUGGAGAAAACAUUAAACAUUUUAUGAUAUAAGAUUGUAAGGAGAGGAGGCAAAAUCUGAAGGAAAAAGUAAACUGUUGAAACUUA
This is a messenger RNA of Choloepus didactylus (southern two-toed sloth), 1499 nucleotides long. Its product is annotated as myosin regulatory light chain 12B. The transcript is spliced from 4 exons. Lineage: Eukaryota; Metazoa; Chordata; Mammalia; Pilosa; Megalonychidae. The record is from RefSeq and is a predicted model, not a curated record. Gene Ontology annotation, cellular component: myofibril; cytoplasm; stress fiber. Gene Ontology annotation, molecular function: calcium ion binding. Bases 288 to 806 code for a protein of 172 amino acids.